Coregonus sp. 'balchen' is the source of this 2572-nucleotide messenger RNA. Lineage: Eukaryota; Metazoa; Chordata; Actinopteri; Salmoniformes; Salmonidae. The record is from the annotation of a GenBank genome assembly.
AUGUCCCAUUCCAGGUAUGGUCAGCAGGCUGAAAUACAUUGUGUCAAGUCAUGCAAAAAAUGCCCCUUCCACAGCAGGGCUUGGGUAUGGUGAGUGUGUUCUUUGAAUACAUUUCUAUUGAGAGAGUAUUAUGUAUAUACUGUAGCCUGGUGGUCCGGUCUGUUUGUGUUCUGGCCAACUCCUCUCUGUCUGUGUUGUCAGGCUGAAGAUAUGUAGCUGUACCACUUGACAACAAUUGAUUAGUUGGCUGUGGCACAUACAAAAGGGACCAGACUAGUGCAGUAACAGAAACCCUUAUGGCUGACUUUGAGAAACGUUAUCUGUAGCUUGAUUGCUAACAUGAGUAAACGUUGUGUUCCUUCAAUUUGUUGUUUUGUCCUCCAGGGGUAUGGGAGAUUGACCCACGCCACCUCACCUUCAUCAAGGAGCUGGGCAAUGGGCAGUUUGGAGUGGUGAAGUACGGGAAGUGGCAGGGCCAGCAUGACGUGGCCAUCAAGAUGAUCAAGGAGGGCUCCAUGUCUGAAGACGACUUCAUAGAGGAGGCCAAAGUCAUGAUGUAAGCACAGCUCUCUCUAUCUCGCAGGGGUGCAGUCAGUGGACUAUGGGGUCAAUUUUAACCCACAUAGGCCUACAACACAUGCUUAAUCUCGUCUCUUUUCGCUUGAACCAGGAAGCUCCGCCACGAGAACUUGGUUCAGCUGUACGGCGUAUGCACCAAACAAAGGCCCAUCUACAUUGUCACAGAGUUCCUCUCCAACGGCUGCCUACUCAGCUAUCUGCGGGAAGGCCUGAAGCAGCACCCAUCCCCCAUCCAGCUCCUGGAGAUGUGUAAGGACGUCACAGAGGGCAUGGCCUACCUGGAGGCUAACCAGUACAUCCACAGAGACCUGGUAAGAUGUUAUACUUAUAAGUCAAAUAGCUUGGGUUUUGCAGUUUGCACUUUUGGGACUAUUCCACCGAUUGUUCAAACUAAAUCAAGCGCAGCUCACGUAUUUGAAAGACACAGCAGGUCUGAUCCUGAUAUGGUACUACUACUAUCCUACACUAAACAAUACUGGGCCCAAAUAACAAAUACUCUGUUCUGUUUCUCAGGCUGCAAGAAACUGCUUGGUAGAUACCAAUGGGACCAUUAAAGUCACUGACUUUGGACUGUCUAGGUAAACGACUGUGAAUGUUGUGCUUGAUUCUGGCAGCUUUUACAAAAAAGUACACACUGCAGAAAUACCUGACAAAUAAAUCCAAUCUACAGUUGAUUCUUACAGCAAUAUUAUGUAAUUCAAGCUACUUCCAUUAUAAGUUGACAACUGUCCCUGUCAUUUCAGGUAUGUCCUGGAUGAUGAGUACACCAGCUCUGCAGGCUCCAAGUUCCCCGUGCGCUGGUCUCCUCCUGAGGUCCUGCUCUACUGUAAAUUCAGCAGCAAGUCAGACAUCUGGGCUUAUGGUUCGUAAAGGCCUCCUAUCUUAGCCCAGAUCCAGGUCCCAGAUCUGUUUGAGCUGUCUUGUCAACUCAGUAUGGUUGUUGUCACGCCAAUGACCAUAUGAGUUGGCGAGAGCGAACAGAUCUGGGAACAGGCCACAGCUAUUUAACCUUUAUUCACUCACUAUUUAUUCCUCUGCUGAUCAUUUAAUACAUAUUGACAAGGUUACCUUGCUCUCCAUAGGGGUCUUAAUGUGGGAGAUCUACACCUUAGGAAAGCUGCCCUACGAACGGUUAAACAACAAUGAGAUAGUGGACCAGGUGUCCCGAGGCCAUCGCCUCUAUCGCCCCCAGUUGGCCAACGACAGAGUCUACACCAUCAUGACCAGCUGUUGGCUGGAUGUACGUACAGUAUAAAGUAGCCAGAAUAAUGCCUGGUCACAGAUCUGUAUAUUCUGUAUGCCAAAUGUUAUGGUCAUUGUCAAACCAUGUUUGCAAAACAGCACAGUUCAGAGAUCAGGCUAGAUAAGUGGGGGUCAAAGAUAAAUGUCAGCAAAAUGGACGUCAGCUUGACACCUUCUAAUCUAAAACAGUCAUGUCUUGUCUCUCCUCUUGCGUUGACUGGCAGAAGGCGGACGAGAGACCCACCUUUCAGGAGCUGUCGGUGACUGUUCAGGACUUGCUCCAGUAGAUCCAACCACCACAUUCUGAGAUUGAAACACAGUUCGCAGAUUCAUCCCUCUGGCAGAUACACUUCCUCAUGCAGAGCAGACUCGAGGCUUCAUUCCCACAGGGCCUCAUCCAUUCUGUGCAUCAGCCAUUGAGGAACCUGCUUUAGGAGACGUAGAUAAAACUGUUAAAGAAGGUUCAGCCAUCCAAUGGGAAAGCUGAGAGAUGCUUUAUGGUUGAACAUGGGACUCCCAUGACGAACUCCAGUAGUGAAAUAAAAUAUAAUUUGACGAACGUAUCUGUUGGUUAUUGAGAACAUGAAAAGAAUAUGAAAAGUUUUUCCUUAUUUAUUUCGUAUGUUUUCCUUUAAUACUAUCAUUGGUGAACUGCAUUCAAUAAUAUAUAUAUAGGCCUAUCUGUUUCUGUAAGAUUUCAUAUUUAUUUUCUAUGUCUAGCCACUGAAAUGCAUAGUAAAAAGAAAUACCC